Molecule: messenger RNA, 3984 nt
Organism: Polyodon spathula (Mississippi paddlefish)
Lineage: Eukaryota; Metazoa; Chordata; Actinopteri; Acipenseriformes; Polyodontidae
Product: pleckstrin homology-like domain family B member 1
Exons: 23
Biological process (GO): regulation of microtubule cytoskeleton organization
Cellular component (GO): basal cortex
Source: RefSeq, a predicted model, not a curated record
UUGCAGCCCCCGGAGAGCCCCCGCCUGGGGCGGCGCAACCCAGAGAGCAUGCGUGAGCUGCCCCCUCUCAGCCCCUCACUGUCCCGCAGGGGGGUGGCCACACCUCUGCCCGGGCCGUCGCCCAUCCUGAGGGUUCCGGAAGCUGGGAAGCUCUCGGUGCCGGAGAGCCCCAGGUUGCGCCGCAAAGCUGGCUCCCCUUCGGAAGAGCUUCAUAGCGGGGGCAGGCAUCGGCGAGCGCGGAGCCCUUCCCCGAGCCUCCAGCAGGGGGCGGACAGCGGAGGCAUCAGGAAGGCCAGCUACGGCAAUGCCCUCUCGCCCGCCUACAGCCUGGGCUCCCUGCCAGGGUCUUCUCCGCAGCCCAGCCCCCGCACGCACAGGAAGAUGUCAGGGGGCGCCGGAGAGCUGCGGCCCCCCCACCCUGGAAUGCGUGAACGCAAGAACAGCAUCACAGAGAUCAGCGACAACGAGGACGAGCUGCUGGAGUACCACCGCCGGCAGAGAGAGGAGCGGCUGAGAGAACAGGAGAUGGGGAGGCUGGAGAAGCAGCGUUUGGAGACGAUCCUGAACCUGUGUGCCGAGUACAACAAGGCUGACUCAGUGCCGGAGGGAGGAGGCGAGGGGGAGCCUGGCAGGGAAAGAGCCUUCCCUGGGGAGGGGGCCGGCAGGAGGCCCUCCCUGGACACACAGACUCGCAGGGGGGGGCAGAGGCAGCGGGAGAGCGAUGAGGAGAACCUCAAAGAGGAGUGCAGCAGCACAGAGAGCACACACCAGGAGGUGAGAACAGCGAGAGACACAGGCAUACAGGAGCAUGAGGAGUCCUCUCUAGGGGGCGCUGCAGUCCGGCAGGAGGUUUCCUAUCUGGAGGAAGAGCGUGUGCGGGUGCUGUCCCGCAUCGACGAGCUCAAGAGCAGAGUCACUGAGCUGGAGCAGCAGCUACAGGAGUCCAAGCAGGAGGCGGAGAUGGAGCGCGCUUUGCUCCAGGGAGAGAGGCAGGCUGAGCUGGAGCAGAUCCACACAGAGAAGGAGCUCAUCGUACAGCUGCAGCUGAAACUGAGCAAGCUGGAAAGCAGAAUACAGCGCGAGAAAGACCAGGAAAGGGCAAAUGUUGACGCUGAACGAGAAGCUCUAGAAAGGCUCCAGGACGCUUUCUCUGAGUUGAAGAACCAGCUUCAUAACUGCCCCGAGUCACUGAGGGAGCAGUUGCAGGACCAGCUCAAAAGGAAAGCAGAGACCCUGGAGUCUGAGACCAAGCUGUUCGAAGACCUCGAGUUCCAGCAGCUGGAGAAGGAGAGCCGUCUGGAGGAGGAGAGAGAGACCAUCAGCCAGCAGCUGCUGCAGGAGAAGGCAGAGUACCACAGCAACGUGGCCAAGAGGAAGGAGAAGGUGGCCGCUCUGGAGAGCCAGGCCAGUCAGCUGGGACUGCAGGCAGCCCAGGAGUGUGAGAGAUUGGCCAAGGACAGGAACUUGACUGUGCAGUUGCUGCACAAGGAGAAGGAGAGGCUGGCCAGUCUGGAGAAGAGAUACUUCAACCUGACCGGAGGCAGAAGCUUCCCCAAGAGCUCCUCCACCAUGAAAGAGGAAGUGCUUCAUAUCAACGAGCCGAAGGACCUGUUCGAGGAAGCCCACUCCCAGGACUCCCUCCGGGGGCACGCUGCCGCUUUGCCUGCUUCAUCCUCGCAAAUCUAUCCCAAGGUGCAAGAGGAGUACAUGAAGCUGUCUGACGUGUUUAAGAUCUACGGGGACAGUCACCGUGAUGCCCACCGCUCCACCACAGCUCAGCUCAGCCACUCGCUUGCCGUACCUCCAGCUGCACACGAGGAGUACGUGACUGUCAGCCAAUUAAACGAGAUCUUCGGGAGGUCAAAGGUUGAGUCUGCCCAAUCGUCUUCCUCCGCUCUCCCAGCGUUCCGCUCUGCUGCUGCUGCCUGCCCCUCCUCCUCCUCGCUCGCCCCUGACCCUCAGUCCCAGGCCACCUCUCUCUCUCUUUCAGCUGAGAGGGGUAGGCCUCAGAUCCCUGCUCUCGAUUUAGAGCAGUGGUACCAGGAGAUCAUGGCCUGUGGGGAGGAGUCUCCUCACACCCCCCCUCCUCCUCUGCCAGCCAAAUCUCUGUUGACUCGCAGGCCAGUCCAGAUGUAUCGCUCGAAGGUGGACAGCGAUUUCAGCUCCACGUUGCCGCGCAACAAGACUGGCUCCGCCCUUUCGCCGCAGUGCAACACCUCAACACUAGGGCGUGGCACCCCCACCAAGGGCCCCCUGCUGGUCUAUAACAACACAGGCAGCCUGCCUCGGAACCUGGCCGCUACAAUGCAGGACAUUGAGACCAAGAGGCAGCUGGCUCUGCAGCAGAAAGACCCCUCCAGCGCAGAGACCCCCAAAGGUCAUCAGGUGAUCGAGGAGCAGCGGCGCAGGCUGGCCGAGCUGAAGCAGAAGGCUGCGGUGGAGGCGCAGUGCCAGUGGGAGGCGCUGCACAGCUCUCAGACGCACCUCUCCGGGCCGGUGCACCACUCCAUCCUUCACCACCGGCCCCCGCAGAGCGGCGAGCCAGCCUACGACACGCUGAGCCUGGAGAGCUCUGACAGCGUGGACACCAGCGUCUCAACGGAGAACAACUCGGCCUGCUCGCCAGACAACAUGUCCAGUGCCAGCGGCCUCGACUCAUCCAAGAUCGAGGAGAUGGAGAAGAUGCUGAAAGAGGCUCAGCUGGAGAAGGCCAGGCUCAUCGAGACACGGGAACGAGAGUCUCAGGCCCGCAAACAGAUGCUGGACGAGGAACGGCGGAGACGGGAGGAACUGGAGAAGAGACUGCAGGAUGAGACGGUGCACCGACAACAACUAGUGGACAGGGAGGUGAAGAUGAGAGAGAAGAAUUUCUCACAGGCUCGUCCGCUGACCCGCUACCUCCCAAUCCGCAAGGAGCAGUUCGACCUGCGCUCGCACAUCGAGUCCUCCGGGCACAACGUGGAGACCUGCUACCACGUCAUCCUCACCGAGAAGAUGUGCAAGGGCUACCUGGUCAAGAUGGGCGGCAAGAUCAAGUCCUGGAAGAAGCGCUGGUUCGUCUUCGACCGGCUCAAACGAACCUUCUCCUACUACGUAGAAAAGCACGAGACCAAGCUGAAGGGAGUCAUUUACUUCCAAGCCAUUGAAGAGGUUUACUACGAUCACCUCCGCAGCGCGUCCAAGAAAGGAUUUUUCAAUCUCAACUUGGCGAAUCAGAUCACAGAGCUGCUCCCAGCUCAGUUUCGGAGAGAGAGCCCAAACCCCUCCCUGACGUUCUGCGUCAAGACUCACGACCGGCUCUAUUACAUGGUGGCCCCCUCUCCAGAGGCCAUGCGGAUCUGGAUGGACGUCAUAGUAACGGGUGCCGAGGGUUACACGCAGUUCCUGAACUGAGGAGGAGCCGCGAGCUGGGAGGGUCACUGGAACUGGAAUCCACUGCUGAGUCUCGGGUAGCUUGAGCAGAAAUGGACUGCUACAGAUUCUACAGUUUUGUUUUGUUUCUUUUUUAUAUAUACAGCAGGAACCUUUUAAAUUGUGUAUAAUAAUAACAACAACAAAAAAUGACUUUGUUUGCUUUUUUGCCUGGAUUUUAAAGGGAGGACCCAUGACUGAAUGUCUCGGAAUGCAGCUAUAGCAAAUCUAGGCCCAGGGUUUCAAAGCCUGAAGAAAGGACUAGGCUGCUGAUGUUGGUUGUCAAGGGAGAUUUUUUUAAAUUUCAUUUGUAUUCUUUUGGAUGGUUUAACAAUCUCCCUUAACAGGAAUUCACACAGGGAGUGACGCUACAUUCUUUUGAGAAGUUUGCUGUUAAGUUAUUUUUUGUUUCAAGUUCCUCGUGGAUACAAUAUGUAUAGCCAAGUUAUUUUUCAAGUAUAUAGAUGAUGUUGAACUGGAGUAUUAUACAAGCAACUGAAACAGACAGACAGGGAAAGAGGUGCCAAACCUGGAGUGCAGAGACAAGUUUUUCCACGGUACCUAACUUUUUUU